Molecule: messenger RNA, 2332 nt
Organism: Vicugna pacos (alpaca)
Lineage: Eukaryota; Metazoa; Chordata; Mammalia; Artiodactyla; Camelidae
Source: RefSeq, a predicted model, not a curated record
AUGAUUGAUGCUUUGGAGAUCUGGAAGAAUGCUCCCGCGGGCGGGGGAGCCGCCGAGGAGCGGGCCGCACCAUCGCGGCUAGAGAGGGGGGAGCGGUCCUCGCUGGGUCCCGCCGCGCCCGGCAGGAGCAGGAGGAGCCACAAGAAGGCCGGGGCCCGCGGUUCGCAGCUCUUGCCGGCCGACUCCGAGGAGUCUGGGGUGGUGGCGCGGCGGAAGGAGAAGCGGCUUCUGCAGGCGGUGGCGCUGGUGCUGGCGGCCCUGGUCCUUUUACCCAACGUGGGGCUCUGGGCGCUGUACCGCGAGCGGCAGCCCGACGGCACCCCUAGGGGAUCCGGGGCAGCGGUGGCCCCGGCAGCCGGACAGGGCUCACACAAUCUGCCAAAGAAGACCUUUUUCUUGGGAGAUGGACAGAAGCUGAAGGACUGGCAUGACAAAGAAGCCAUCAGAAGGGAUGCUCAGCGCGUAGGAAAUGGAGAACAAGGGAAGCCCUACCCCAUGACUGAUGCUGAGAGAGUGGAUCAGGCGUACCGAGAAAAUGGAUUUAACAUUUACGUCAGCGAUAAAAUCUCCCUGAAUCGCUCGCUGCCUGAUAUUCGGCACCCAAACUGCAACAGCAAGCGCUACCUGGAGACGCUCCCCAACACCAGCAUCAUCAUCCCCUUCCACAAUGAGGGCUGGUCCUCCCUCCUCCGCACCGUCCACAGCGUACUGAACCGCUCGCCCCCGGAGCUGAUCGCCGAGAUUGUGCUUGUCGACGACUUCAGUGACCGAGAGCACCUAAAGAAGCCCCUCGAAGACUACAUGGCCCUUUUCCCCAGUGUGAGGAUUCUCCGAACCAAGAAACGGGAAGGACUGAUAAGGACCCGGAUGCUGGGGGCCUCAGCAGCAACUGGGGAUGUCAUCACAUUCUUGGACUCACACUGUGAAGCCAACGUCAACUGGCUUCCCCCCUUGCUCGACCGCAUCGCUCGGAACCGCAAGACCAUCGUGUGCCCCAUGAUUGAUGUGAUUGACCACGACGACUUUCGGUACGAGACACAGGCCGGGGAUGCCAUGCGGGGCGCCUUUGACUGGGAGAUGUACUAUAAGCGGAUCCCGAUCCCACCAGAGCUGCAGAAAGCUGACCCCAGCGACCCAUUUGAGUCUCCCGUGAUGGCUGGCGGGCUGUUCGCCGUGGAUCGGAAGUGGUUCUGGGAGCUGGGCGGCUACGACCCAGGCUUGGAGAUCUGGGGAGGGGAGCAGUAUGAGAUCUCAUUCAAGGUGUGGAUGUGUGGAGGCCGCAUGGAGGACAUAUACAUAUAUAGAAGGCUUAAAAACACAGUGGGGGUAGAGUCUUUGAUGCAAUGUAAAAACCUCACCCCCCACCCCCACCCUCCGCCCCCACUCCCCGGACCUUUUGCACCCACUGCUGGCCUCAGCCCUUCAGAGAGCCUGACCCUUGCACCUGCCUGUCCCCUCCAGAACCUAAAGCGAGUGGCAGAGGUGUGGAUGGACGAGUAUGCGGAACACAUCUACCAGCGCCGGCCUGAGUACCGCCACCUCUCGGCUGGGGACGUAGCUGCCCAGAAAAAGCUCCGCAGCUCCCUUAACUGCAAGAGUUUCAAGUGGUUUAUGACCAAGAUCGCCUGGGACCUGCCCAAGUUCUACCCACCGGUGGAGCCUCCAGCCGCAGCCUGGGGGGAGAUCCGCAACGUGGGCACAGGGCUGUGCACAGACACAAAGCACGGGGCCCUGGGCUCCCCGCUGAGGCUGGAGAGCUGCGUCCGGGGCCGUGGGGAGGCUGCCUGGAACAACAUGCAGGUGUUCACCUUCACCUGGAGAGAGGACAUCCGGCCUGGAGACCCCCAGCACACCAAGAAAUUCUGCUUUGACGCCAUCUCCCACACCAGCCCUGUCACCCUCUACGACUGCCACAGCAUGAAGGGCAACCAGCUGUGGAAAUACCGCAAAGACAAGACCCUGUACCACCCCGUCAGUGGCAGCUGCAUGGACUGCAGUGAAAGCGACCACAGGAUCUUCAUGAACGCCUGCAACCCCUCCUCCCCCACCCAGCAGUGGCUGUUCGAACACACCAACUCAACAGUCCUGGAAAAAUUCAACAGCAGCUGAGCCCUCCGGUUCCCGUCCAGGCCUGGCGGGGUCCCCUCCGGCACUCACUGCCGCCGCCACCCUCUCCCGACGGAGGCGGGGCUAUCGUGGGCCCCGUCAUGGAAGAGGUGCUGGCCCAUCGGGUCAGGGCAGAGGGGACUCUUGAAGCUGGGCAAGGUGUCCCCCUGGCCCGGGGGGGCCCUGAGUGAUGGAGCUGCAGUGGAGAGCAGACCCCACAGGAGGC